AUGGGCUGUGAGGGUAGCAAGAACAUCGGCGAGAGGCUUAGAAAAGAUUCUAACACUGAGCAUGAAGCGGCAGAGCAGCCCGUGUCCGAUCUAGACGAUGCGCCGGUUACAACUGUGGCCUCUCCCAUCGCCGCCAUCAUCAGUGCUUCGCCUGCUUCGCCUCCGCGUGAAGUCGAAGAGAACUGGGAGGUGUGCGGGGCGCUCACCUCAUCUUUAGAGCUAUGUGCCACUAGUUUGCCGACCGAGAAUAACGCGACCUCGGAGUCAACGCUUUCUGCGGCUGAUACCGAGUCCUCUGAGGAGCUAUCAAAGUCCAAGAUGCUCACAAGGAAUUACGAGCAGCCGAGCACUGUUAAUGAGCUGCCAGUUUCUGCCAGUGAGAAGCCGCGCGCUAUUGUCGAUCGGCAACACGAACUCUUUACCAAGCUCCGCCAGCAGGAGAACCAGGACCAGCAUGUGAUGGACAAAGGCUCGCCUUACGCUGGCCCGGGCCCCGCAGCGGAGUUCCCGGUCGAACAAAUCUACCGUUGCUUUAAUACACAGAACGGCCUUCUGUUCCGCUUGGUGAACAACAAGCGACAUAUGUGGGCGUUCUACAACGACACGACGAUGUACGUGAUGCGAGUGUCUGUCACCUUCGGCCCGGAGAGCUCUGUCAAGGCGCUUGGCAACACACGCCAGAUAAUGCUCAACGAGGAGACGGGCGAGUGCCGGCUGGUUCUGGAUGUGGCACCAGGGGAGACCCAGAAGUUCAUGCGCGGUGAGUACAACGGCUUUAUUACGUGCUACGCCGCGGAUCCACUGGACGAUAUCUCCGACUUUGAUGCAGGCACGAUGCUCCCCCAGUAA
Messenger RNA from Leishmania braziliensis MHOM/BR/75/M2904, 849 nucleotides. RefSeq lists its product as hypothetical. NCBI's taxonomy places the organism in Eukaryota, Euglenozoa, Kinetoplastea, Trypanosomatida, Trypanosomatidae. The transcript has a single exon. The record is from RefSeq and is a predicted model, not a curated record. Bases 1 to 849 code for a protein of 282 amino acids.